GGACGCUCUCGCGGGAGCUGGCGCUAUAAGCCCGGGCGACGCGCACGCGGCCGCCUCUUUUCCGCCGAUCCAAGAUGGCGCCGAAGGUGAAGAAGGAGGCUGUCCCAGCUAAGACUGAGGCAAAAUCUAAAGCACUUAAAGCUAAAAAGGCAGUGUUGAAAGGUGUCCACAGUCACAAGAAGAAGAAAAUCCGGACAUCUCCUACCUUCCGGAGACCGAAGACCUUGCGGUUACGGCGACAGCCCAAGUAUCCCCGGAAGAGCGCACCAAAGAGGAACAAGCUCGACCAUUAUGCCAUCAUUAAGUUCCCACUGACCACUGAGUCAGCCAUGAAGAAAAUUGAGGAUAACAACACCCUAGUCUUCAUUGUGGAUGUGAAAGCCAACAAGCACCAGAUCAAACAGGCUGUGAAGAAGCUGUAUGAUAUUGACGUGGCGAAGGUCAACACCUUGAUCAGGCCCGAUGGAGAGAAAAAGGCGUACGUACGUCUCGCCCCGGAUUAUGAUGCGCUCGAUGUAGCCAACAAGAUUGGAAUCAUCUGAGUGAAAUCUUGCCGGAAUUGCUCCAAUGCAGCUCUGAAAACAUUCGUACAAGUCGUUUUACAGAUUGCCCAGCAAAACUGUACAAAGGAGUUUUACAAUGUGCAGGAGUUUUACAAUAAACUAUUUAACACCACUGCAA
Molecule: messenger RNA, 681 nt
Organism: Python bivittatus (Burmese python)
Lineage: Eukaryota; Metazoa; Chordata; Lepidosauria; Squamata; Pythonidae
Gene: RPL23A
Product: ribosomal protein L23a
Biological process (GO): translation
Cellular component (GO): ribosome
Molecular function (GO): structural constituent of ribosome; rRNA binding
Source: RefSeq, a predicted model, not a curated record